AUGUCUCUCUUUCAUCGUCAUCGUGUUGGGCGGGGUCAUCACAACAUAGAUCCUUCGAUUCAUGCAUCAGAUGACGACGCUGCCGAUAUUGUACCCUCUUUACCCUAUAAAGUUGUUGAUCCUCAUCGGAAACGAUCAUCUUCUUCACCACAUAUAUCGGAAAAGGUUUCUUCCCGUCAGGGUCAGCUUGAGCUUUGUCAUCAACUUCUUCAUCAAUUCCUUCAAAUCACCCCCGAAGCCAGUAGUUCCGGUCACCGGUAA
Messenger RNA from Rodentolepis nana, 261 nucleotides. The record is from the annotation of a GenBank genome assembly. NCBI's taxonomy places the organism in Eukaryota, Metazoa, Platyhelminthes, Cestoda, Cyclophyllidea, Hymenolepididae.